Messenger RNA from Closterium sp. Yama58-4, 261 nucleotides. NCBI's taxonomy places the organism in Eukaryota, Viridiplantae, Streptophyta, Zygnematophyceae, Desmidiales, Closteriaceae. The record is from the annotation of a GenBank genome assembly.
AUGCGCAAGAGCAGAUCUAGAAGCUCAAGCGCACUACAAAGAACACCGUGGAGGCACACUUUCGUCAUGCUAGCCGCUGAAGACGAGGAGGCGGCUAAGGUGGCAGAUGACGAGGAUUACGGGGACAAGGAGCAAGAGGAGGAGGAGGAGGAGGAGGAGGAGGAGGAGGAGGAGGAGGAGGAGGAGGAGGAGGAGGAGGAGGAGGAGGAGGAGGAGGAGGAGGAGGAAGAGGAGGAAGCUGGUUUUGGAGCUUAUCUUUGA